Messenger RNA from Malassezia vespertilionis, 750 nucleotides. RefSeq names its product triose-phosphate isomerase (gene TPI1). The transcript has a single exon. Gene Ontology annotation, cellular component: cytosol. Gene Ontology annotation, molecular function: triose-phosphate isomerase activity. The record is from RefSeq and is a predicted model, not a curated record. Gene Ontology annotation, biological process: glycerol catabolic process; glycolytic process; gluconeogenesis. The coding region runs from base 1 to 750 and encodes 249 amino acids. Lineage: Eukaryota; Fungi; Basidiomycota; Malasseziomycetes; Malasseziales; Malasseziaceae.
AUGUCUCGCACUUUCUUUGUUGGCGGUAACUGGAAGAUGAACGGGUCCAUCUCCAAGUACCAGGAGCUUGUAAACAACCUCAAGGGCGCUCGCCUUGAUGACAACUCGGAAGUUGUCAUUGCGCCGCCGUACAUGUACCUUUUGCCCGCGCAGGAGCUCUUGAAGGGCAACAACCGCAUCCAGAUUGGUGCUCAGGAUGCGUACUUUAAGCCGUCCGGUGCAUUUACUGGCGAGAUUUCGUCUGCAAUGCUCAAGGAUGCGCAGAUCUCUUGGGUGAUUAUCGGCCACUCGGAGCGCCGCACUCUUUUCCACGAGACCGACGAUGAGGUUGCCAAGAAGGUUCAGGCCGCGCUGGACGAGAAUGUCAAGGUGAUCCUCUGUAUCGGCGAGAGUCUUGAGCAGCGCGAGAAGGGUGACAGCAUUAAAGUCGUUAUUGGCCAGCUCGACGCUGCUGCAAAGAGCGUCAAGGACUGGAGCAAGGUCGUGAUUGCCUACGAGCCCGUCUGGGCGAUCGGCACGGGCAAGGUUGCGACCAAAGAGCAGGCUCAAGAAGUGCACGCUGCGAUUCGUGACUGGCUCGUCAAGGCCAUUGGUCAGGGUGACGCCGAGAAGGUGCGUAUUAUCUACGGCGGCUCCGUCAGCGGUGCCAACUGCAAGGAGCUCGCUGCGCAGAAGGACAUUGACGGGUUCCUUGUUGGCGGUGCCAGCUUGAAGCCCGAGUUUGUGGACAUUGUCAACGCGCGUCUCUAA